Molecule: messenger RNA, 2984 nt
Organism: Spodoptera litura
Lineage: Eukaryota; Metazoa; Arthropoda; Insecta; Lepidoptera; Noctuidae
Gene: AMPKalpha
Product: AMP-activated protein kinase alpha subunit
Biological process (GO): protein phosphorylation; intracellular signal transduction
Cellular component (GO): cytoplasm
Molecular function (GO): protein serine/threonine kinase activity; ATP binding
Source: RefSeq, a predicted model, not a curated record
CCAUUCGUAUUGUUCAUCAUCAUUCGUUCAAAAUUGCUACUACUCGAAGAAAUACGAAGUUAUCGUGUUUUAAUAUUUCGAACUGCGUAUUUUUUAUUUACUAUGUUUUUUGUUAUGUUUUAAUUAAAUCAACAUAACUUUAUAGUUGUUAUAUUUAUAUAGUUUUAUAUACCCAUGUAAAGGGCUUUGUUGAUAAGUGUUUACUAUUAUUUUUGUGAAAGAUGGCAGAGAAGAUUGUCAUAACCAGUGGCAACCAGCCCAUUGUAAAGAUAGGGCAUUAUACGCUGGGAGCUACCCUUGGUGUCGGUACCUUUGGCAAGGUGAAGAUAGGGGAGCACCAGCUGACCAAACACAAGGUCGCCGUGAAGAUUCUGAACAGACAGAAGAUAAAGAGCCUCGAUGUCGUGGGAAAGAUCAGACGUGAGAUACAGAACCUUAAGUUGUUCAGACACCCGCAUAUUAUUAAACUGUACCAGGUGAUAUCCACUCCAACUGACAUAUUCAUGAUAAUGGAAUAUGUGUCUGGUGGUGAACUGUUUGACUAUAUAGUGAAGAGAGGCAAGCUCCAAGAGCAUGAAGCCAGGAGGUUUUUCCAACAGAUUAUAUCAGGUGUGGACUAUUGCCAUAGACACAUGAUAGUGCACAGAGACCUUAAACCUGAAAACCUCCUUCUUGACCACAACAUGCAUGUGAAAAUAGCUGAUUUUGGACUCUCCAACAUGAUGAUGGAUGGAGAAUUUUUAAGGACAUCAUGUGGAUCACCUAAUUAUGCAGCACCUGAGGUUAUAUCAGGAAAACUAUAUGCUGGACCAGAAGUAGAUGUAUGGUCAUGUGGAGUCAUACUCUAUGCUCUGCUCUGUGGAACACUACCAUUUGACGAUGAACAUGUUCCGACACUGUUCAGGAAGAUUAAAUCUGGCAUAUUCCCCAUACCUGAGUACCUGAAUAAGAGUGUAGUUAGUUUGCUAUGUAUGAUGCUGCAAGUGGACCCGAUGAAGAGAGCCUCUAUUGAGGAUGUAAAGAAACAUGAAUGGUUCCAAAAAGACCUGCCAGGGUAUCUAUUCCCAUCUCCAGUUGAGCAGGUAAUUACAGACAGCAGUGUCAUCGACACAGAGGCGAUAUCUGAAGUGUGCGACAAGUUUGGCGUGAAAGAACAUGAAGUUCACAACGCUCUACUGAGCGGAGACCCUCACGACCAACUGGCCAUCGCCUACCAUCUCAUCAUAGACAAUAAGAGAAUCGCUGACGAAGCUGCUAAAGCAGAAAUAAAGGACUUUUAUGUAGCAACAGGUAACUCGCCGCCCGCGGCGUCAGAGACGGCACGUCCGCACCCCGAGCGGAUCGCACCGCAUCCACACCAACAGCAGGACAAAGCGAGAGGGACACCAGUGAAGAGAGCAAAAUGGCACUUGGGCAUCAGAUCUCAAAGCAAACCGAACGACAUCAUGCUAGAAGUGUUCCGCGCCAUGAAGGCUCUCGACUACGAAUGGAAAGUUAUCAACCCUUAUCACGUAAGGGUACGCACACUUAACAAAAUGACGGAAAAGUACGUGAAGAUGUCACUACAGUUAUACCAGGUGGAUUACAAGUCUUAUUUAUUGGACUUUAAGUCUUUGUCCGGCGAAAAAGAAGAUUCUGACGAGGAGGCAGCCUCGCCUCUAGUGGCGGCAGCCCCGCCCCCGCCCCCCGCGUCCCCGACGGGCCCUCAAGGACACCACACUAUGGAGUUCUUCGAAAUGUGUGCCGCCCUCAUCAUACAACUAGCGCGGUAAACACGGAUCGCAAGGAAUGUGUUAAUGUUGCGGGAUAAGUUAUAGUUAAUUGUGAUUGUGAUUUGUGACGUGUUACCCAGGUUUGGCCGGCUCGAAUUAGGUGAAGUCAAUUAAUUGCGUCCCAAUUACAUUAAACUCUUGUUAUUUGUUUGAGUUGUACUACUUGUUAUCUGCGCUCAGCCUCUAUUGAAGUGGCUUCCUUGAAUGUUUAUUACAGUUAGAGUUUUCGGGGAAGUCAGGUACAGGCGAGCCAGAACCGCGCUAGACUAGUUCCAGCCAGAUAAACCUCGGUGUUACUCUUAGAAUAUUGCCAGGACUAGAUAAAUCGAAUAAGUAUGAACUUGAUAUUGUUAUCACACAAAAGGUACGAAACGAAUGUCUAAAUAAUUUCAAUAAGCAAUAUUUUGAUACACUUCAUAUUUUAAAUUUAGCAAAAUAAUAAUUAAUCACUAGUCUUAAUUGCCUCGUGCGAGUUUUAAUAUUGCAAACUAAUAAAAUGGAAGCAAUGGGAAACUAAUUAAAUGUUAACUUGUUCCGAAUAUUAAUAUGGGGUUGUUGUUAAAUUAUAAGAAUUACUUGUACAAUGAAUUUGAUGAUCUGGAACCUUCCAUUGAAAUUGUGACUCCAAACUUUGAAGCAUUGUGAUACAUUAUAGUGCGUCGCUUUGAGUUUCGAGCGGCCCAGUACGCUAAUGUCAGUCACUAGCUCGGGCACGCCGCGUACUGGCUGGCUCGGUCACCCCGCGCUGUAGCAAGUUCCACGUUAAUAUUGUGCUUUAUUAAGCCUCGCAGCUCUACGUAUGCUUCCUCAGUCAGCCAGUACGCUACGUCAGCGCAUUCCGAGCUCGCACCGCGCGCUGGUCUGCUCGGAACUUCAUUCAUGUGAUUUUACCAAAGAUUACAAAUGUUAAUUUAAGCAAAACUAGUGCCUUUUUGUAAUUACAAGCAUAACAUAGCUAUUAAAGUUCUCCAUAGCUUAAUUCUGAUUGUUCACAUGAAAUGAAAUGGAAUCAAAUUAGGAGUUGAAGUUAUUUACGAGAAGAAUGGGAUUAGUAGAAUAGCUAGGACAUAUUAAUCCUAAUAUUUAUAGAAUAAUUGUAUGCAACUGAGUAUUAUUAUAUAAAAUGUUAAUUAUUUAUGUUGUACAGCUUUGAAUAUAUGUAUAGUAUUGUGCAAUUCCAAAUUUUACUUCCUUAUUUUUUUGAAGUUACUU